CACCGCAGACUGCAGGGGCUCAAGCUGCUGCCGCGCAGCCCUCCAUCCUCGCACGGGAGGCUCAUCACCGCCACUGCCAAAAGAGUCGCCGUUGUUGUGGUCGUCACCGCAUCGGUGCAGGGCAAGAUGGCGUCAGCCACAGACUCUCGCUAUGGACAGAAGGAGUCCUCGGACCAGAAUUUUGACUACAUGUUCAAGAUCCUUAUCAUUGGUAACAGCAGUGUGGGCAAGACAUCAUUCCUCUUCCGCUAUGCAGACGACUCCUUCACACCCGCCUUUGUCAGCACUGUGGGCAUAGACUUCAAGGUCAAGACUAUCUACCGCAAUGACAAGAGGAUCAAGCUGCAGAUCUGGGACACAGCAGGGCAAGAGCGGUACCGAACCAUCACCACAGCCUACUAUCGGGGUGCCAUGGGCUUCAUCCUCAUGUAUGACAUCACCAACGAGGAGUCCUUCAACGCUGUGCAGGACUGGUCAACCCAGAUCAAGACCUACUCGUGGGAUAAUGCCCAGGUGCUGCUGGUGGGGAACAAGUGUGACAUGGAGGAUGAGCGAGUGGUGUCAUCCGAACGCGGUCGGCAGCUGGCCGACCACCUUGGGUUUGAGUUCUUUGAGGCAAGUGCCAAGGACAACAUUAAUGUCAAGCAGACCUUUGAGCGCCUGGUGGACGUCAUCUGUGAGAAGAUGUCCGAGUCACUGGACACAGCUGACCCUGCUGUCACAGGCGCCAAGCAGGGCCCACAGCUCACGGACCAGCAGGCGCCCCCACACCAGGACUGCGCCUGCUGAGAGCUGGCCCACCCACCCCCGCCCUGUUCUCCCCAACCACCAGGCCCCUCCUGACCAUGGGCACAAGACCCAGCCCCGACUUAGCCCUAGCCCGUCACCCUUAUUUAUUAUUGUAGCUAUUUAUUUAUUUAUUGGCGAUAUCCCCUGGGGGCUUGGCACCACCACCCCCUGCACCCCACCCUGUACAUACAGCCCUGUCUCUGCUCUGCCGUGGCGUGUUGUUGCCCCGCGAACUCACCACUCAUCCUCUCCUCCAGACCCCACCUUUUUAAAAAUUUACCCCAUGUAUAGUUCUGUUUUGAAGAGGGGGCCAGGUGACACCUGAGGGCAGGGUGGCCAGGUGAUGUAAGGCAGCCAGGUCUGUCAGCCCCUUGGCCACAGCGGGAUCUCGGCAUGGACCACAGGAUGGGUCAGAGCCUGACAAUGGCCCCCCUGGCUCCUGGCCCCGAGUUUUACCUUUUUAUUUUUAAGCGGGGGCUGCGGCGGUUACUCACGAACCUGGGAAUACCCCCACAGAUCUGACGUCAUGAGUGUCAAAUGUGCUCCCAGUUCUCCCAGGAGAUGUCAUGACAACACUACACACACCCAAUAAAACGGAUGGACGAUG
Molecule: messenger RNA, 1396 nt
Organism: Eptesicus fuscus (big brown bat)
Lineage: Eukaryota; Metazoa; Chordata; Mammalia; Chiroptera; Vespertilionidae
Gene: RAB3A
Product: RAB3A, member RAS oncogene family
Exons: 5
Coding region: 127-789 (220 amino acids)
Biological process (GO): maintenance of presynaptic active zone structure; regulation of synaptic vesicle fusion to presynaptic active zone membrane; axonogenesis
Cellular component (GO): synaptic vesicle membrane; endosome; plasma membrane
Molecular function (GO): GTPase activity; GTP binding
Source: RefSeq, a predicted model, not a curated record